Eruca vesicaria subsp. sativa (arugula) is the source of this 807-nucleotide messenger RNA. Lineage: Eukaryota; Viridiplantae; Streptophyta; Magnoliopsida; Brassicales; Brassicaceae. The record is from the annotation of a GenBank genome assembly.
UCUUCUCUCUUAAGAGCUAAGCAAUAAUAAUAAACCCCUUCUCUCUUGAAUAAGCUCCUCUGUUCUGUUUUUUCUUUCUUUCUCAGAGAUCGGUUUGACACAAAAAUGGCAUCUUCUUCUUCCUCUUCUAGAUCCCAAUCUGGUUUUUAUCCUCUCUCUCCGUGUCCUUAUAUUGGUAACUUCGUUGAACGGAUUAAAGACGCAUGUCGUUUCCUCGUAUCCGCUGUUCUUGGCACAAUUCUCUCUGCGAUCUUGACCUUCUUCUUCGCUCUAGUGGGAACAUUGCUUGGAGCAGUCACAGGAGCUUUAAUAGGCCAAGAAACAGAGAGUGGUUUCAUCCGAGGAGCUGCGGUUGGAGCCAUCUCAGGAGCUGUUUUUUCGAUUGAAGUCUUUGAGUCAUCUCUUGUUCUCUGGAAAUCUAAUGAGUCACGUUUCGGUUGCCUCCUCUACUUGAUUGAUGUCAUUGUUAGUCUUAUAAGUGGUAGACUUGUACGGGAACGCAUAGGUCCAGCUAUGUUAAGCGCUGUUCAAAGUCAGAUGGGAGCUGUGGAUGCAACUUUCGAUGAGCUCUCGAGUAUCUUUGACACUGGUGGCUCAAAAGGAUUAACAAGAGAUAUGGUUGAUAAAAUACCCAAAAUCAAAAUCACUGGCAAAAGCAACGACUCUUGUUCUGUUUGUCUUCAGGAUUUUCAGAUUGGUGAGACGGUAAGAAGCUUGCCACAAUGUCAUCACAUGUUUCACUUGCCUUGCAUAGACAAUUGGCUACUCAGACACGGAUCAUGUCCUAUGUGUAGACGUGAUCUCUAA